Lobosporangium transversale is the source of this 817-nucleotide messenger RNA. RefSeq names its product class I glutamine amidotransferase-like protein. The transcript is spliced from 3 exons. Bases 93 to 800 code for a protein of 235 amino acids. The record is from RefSeq and is a predicted model, not a curated record. Lineage: Eukaryota; Fungi; Mortierellomycota; Mortierellomycetes; Mortierellales; Mortierellaceae.
AUCCUUUCUUCUUGCUUCGAGCCAAAGAACAUUCACUUUACAUAUCACUCUCAUUUUUCACAACAACAAAUACAUUCUUGAAAAGCAACACCAUGGCUGCAAACAAAAAGAUUCUUUUUAUUUUGACUUCACACGAUCAAUUGGGCGACACUGGCAAAAAGACUGGCUGGUAUGCUGAAGAAGUUGCAGUACCUGCCACUAUCUUGACCAACCAUGGCUAUGAAAUCGUUUAUGCUUCCCCCAAGGGUGGUAAGGCCCCUCUUGAUCCCAACUCAGUUGAAGAUGCUAAGGAUAACCCACUUGUCACCUCAUUCUUGGACAAUAAGGAUAUUGCUCACAAAAUUGACAAUACUCAUAAGAUCGAGGAGUUUGUUGGCAAAGAAAACGAGUUCGCAGCCAUCAUCUACCCUGGCGGUCAUGGUCCCGCGUACGAUCUAGAGCACAAUGAGGCUGCUAUUAAGCUCACAGCAGCAGCCUAUGAAGCAGGCAAGGUCGUUGGUGGAAUCUGCCACGGCUCCAUCGGCUUGACUGAUGUCAAGCUUUCGGAUGGAACUUUCCUGGUUAAAGACAAAAACGUUACUGGGUUCAGUGAUGAUGAGGAGAAGUCCGUUGGUCUUGAAAAUGUUGUUCCUUCUCUCUUGGAGACCAAGCUCAAGAAAAACGGAGCCAACUAUCACAAGGCUGAUAAGCAGUGGGGCGCCAAGGUUGUGACUGAUGGUCGCAUUGUCACAGGACAAAACCCUGCCAGUGCUCCAGGAUUUGGCGAGGCCAUUCAUGCUGCUAUCCAAGCUCACCAGUAGAAUGAUAUGAUAGCGUG